AUGAGCGCGAGCGGCCCGGCAGCUCCCGGGGACGGCCCCGCGCUGCCGCCGCCGCCGCCGCCCGCGCCAGGCCCAGGGCCCGCACCGCCCGCGCCCGCCGCCGCCCGGGACGCCAUGGACGGGCGCGCGGAACUGCCUGCCUUCCCGCGAGCCGGAGCCCCGCCGCUAGCCGCCAGCGACACGGUGCCCGCGGCGCCCGAGGGGGCUGGCGCGGCCCGGCCCGGCCCGCCGCCGCGCCCCACCUCCUUCUCGGUGCUGGACAUACUGGACCCCAACAAGUUCAACAGCAGAAGACGCCGCUGUGUGCUGCUGGGCCCCGUGGCGCCCGCUGCCUGCGCCCCGUGCGUCCCGGCCCCCGCCGCCCCGGGACGCCCGCCGCGCUCGGAGGAGCUGGAGCGCCGCGCCCUCGUCGCCGCCGGAGCUGGAGCUGGGACCGGAGCUGAGCCGCCGCACGCCGGCGACCCCUGCAAGGCGGACGAGGCGGAGGCCAACGGCUACAGCAGUGGUGGCGGCCGCAGCCCGAGCGCGGACAGCGGUGACGAGGCGCCCGACGACGACGACGACGAGGACGAGGCGGCCCGCGGCGCGGAGGCGCGGGGAGGCGGCAGCGGCGGCGGCCUCGGGGCCCGCGGGUCGGGCUGCCAGGGAGAAGCCGAGGCACCCUCAGGCGCCGUCGACGAGGCCGCGGCCCCGGGUCCCCGCGGGACCUCGCCCGGAGCCCCGGGCCCGCAGGGAGCCGCGGCGGCGGCGGCGCCUGGGGGCGCAGGGACGGCCUCGCAGGGUGCGGCGGCGGCGGCCGCGAAGCCCAAGCGGAAGCGCACGGGCUCCGACUCAAAGUCCGGGAAGCCGCGGCGCGCGCGCACCGCCUUCACCUACGAGCAGCUCGUGGCGCUGGAGAACAAGUUCAAGGCGACGCGCUACCUGUCGGUGUGCGAGCGUCUCAACCUGGCGCUGUCGCUGAGCCUCACCGAGACGCAGGUGAAGAUCUGGUUCCAGAACCGCCGUACCAAGUGGAAGAAGCAGAACCCGGGCGCCGACACCAGCGCGCCGACCGGCGGCGGCGGGGGCGCGGGCUCGGGCGCGGGGCCAGGCGCAGGGCUGCCCGGCGGCCUCAGCCCGCUCAGCCCGUCGCCGCCCAUGGGCGCGCCGCUCGCAAUGCACGGCCCGGCGGGGUACCCGGCGCACGGCCCCGGCGGCCUGGUGUGCGCCGCGCAGCUGCCCUUCCUGUCGAGCCCGGCGGUGCUUUCGCCCUUCGUGCUGGGCUCGCAGACCUACGGCGCGCCAGCCUUCUACGCGCCGCACCUCUGAGCGCGGCCGCGGGACCGGCCGGGCGGCCCGAGGACUCGAGGGCGCCCGCGGGCUGGCUCUUUGGCAAGGCCGCGGUCGCUGACUCUGUAUAUAGCCGGUUGCUACAGAAGAGUUUUAAAUUUAUAAACGACUGUCCGCGUGCGUUGGGGCCAAGCUCGGUCCGCUCGGAAGCACUUUGCCGAA
Cervus elaphus (red deer) is the source of this 1491-nucleotide messenger RNA. It is a transcript of the gene NKX1-1, whose product is annotated as NK1 homeobox 1. The transcript is spliced from 2 exons. The record is from RefSeq and is a predicted model, not a curated record. Gene Ontology annotation, molecular function: DNA-binding transcription factor activity, RNA polymerase II-specific; RNA polymerase II cis-regulatory region sequence-specific DNA binding. Gene Ontology annotation, cellular component: nucleus. NCBI's taxonomy places the organism in Eukaryota, Metazoa, Chordata, Mammalia, Artiodactyla, Cervidae. Bases 1 to 1308 code for a protein of 435 amino acids. Gene Ontology annotation, biological process: cell differentiation; regulation of transcription by RNA polymerase II.